Molecule: messenger RNA, 181 nt
Organism: Entrophospora candida
Lineage: Eukaryota; Fungi; Glomeromycota; Glomeromycetes; Entrophosporales; Entrophosporaceae
Source: the annotation of a GenBank genome assembly
GAGUUUUCAACGUUCGGAUGGGGUUUCAGUAUUGGAUAGUAAUCUUUUUACUCGAAACUGGACGAAAUCUAAAACUAAAACUAGGUCCGAAAGUCUGGGGGCUUCAACCACAUGUGUAUUCCGGUCUUUGCUUGAAAAAGGUAGAAGACAACUUCGUCCGAGUCUUCACUUGAUCGAGUAG